Molecule: messenger RNA, 2537 nt
Organism: Heterocephalus glaber (naked mole-rat)
Lineage: Eukaryota; Metazoa; Chordata; Mammalia; Rodentia; Bathyergidae
Gene: St6galnac2
Product: ST6 N-acetylgalactosaminide alpha-2,6-sialyltransferase 2
Biological process (GO): protein O-linked glycosylation
Molecular function (GO): alpha-N-acetylgalactosaminide alpha-2,6-sialyltransferase activity
Source: RefSeq, a predicted model, not a curated record
CCGUUGGUGGUAUAGUGGACCGAGCCUGGGGCCGCAUGGGGUUCCCGCGCGGCCGGGUCCUCUGGCUGCUUCUCCUGCUGGUCGCUGCCUGCGCGGGGAUCCUCUUCGCCCUGUACUCCUCGUCCGUGGAGCCGUUCCCGGAGCCCUGGUCCGGAGCCAGGGACAUCAUGACACCUCGAGAAUUCUUUGGACUCAAGGCACCAAAUUCUGAGACCAGAAAGAGCGGGCCCUGCCCACACUCCCUUUCCAUGGCCAUUAGGCAGCACCGCCACUUCUGGGGCCUGUUUGAUCUCUCCAUUCCAGUGCUGCUGUGGGGCGGCCUUCUCACCCCAGAGCUCUGGGACAGCCUGAGCCGCCACAAAGCCCCUUAUGGCUGGCAGGGGCUCUCCCGCCAAGCCAUCACCUCCACCCUGAGCCUUCUGAACAGCUCCAAGACCGCAGAGCUAUUUGCCCCCUCCAGGGAGCCCCCUGGCAACUGCAUCCGGUGUGCCGUGGUGGGUAACGGAGGCAUUCUGAACGGGUCCCGUCAGGGUCUGGACAUUGAUGCCCAUGACUAUGUGUUCAGACUCAACGGAGCUGUGAUCAAAGGCUUCGAGCGCGAUGUGGGCACCAAGACCUCCUUCUAUGGUUUCACUGUGAACACCAUGAAGAACUCUCUCAUCUCCUACUGGGACCUGGGCUUCACCUCUGUGCCACAAGGACAGGACUUGCGCUAUAUCUUCAUCCCCUCAAGCAUCCGUGAGUACCUGAUGCUGAGAUCAGCCAUUCUGGGUGUGCCUGUCCCUGAGGGCCCUGAUGAAGGAGACAGGCCUCACACCUACUUUGGACCUGAAACCUCUGCCAGUAAAUUCAAGCUUCUUCACCCAGACUUCAUCAGGUACCUGAAGGAGAGAUUUUUGAAAUCAGAGUUGAUUAACAAAGGGUUUGAAGACAUAUACAUGCCUAGUACUGGGGCCCUCAUGCUGCUCACAGCUUUGCACACCUGUGACCAGGUCAGUGCUUAUGGAUUCAUCACACCCAACUACCAGAAAUAUUCUGACCACUACUUCGAAAGAAAGAAGCAGCCACUGAAAUUCUAUGCAAACCACGAUCUGCGCCUGGAAGCUACCCUGUGGGGGAAUCUACACAAGGCACACAUCCUCUGGCUGUACCACCGCUAAUUCCAAACUGAGAUUCCUCUGCUUCUUGCAGAGCGUGGGCCCAGUUCCCUCAAGUGGACAAAGCAUCUUUCUUGACUUUUCAACCUUUGAGAGGGGCUUCAAGUCCUCAACCCUCUCCUUCCCAGUAAAGGGUACUGAGAUGUUGUCAGAGCCCAUUCAAGGCAGGUGGCUCCAUGUUGUCCUUGGCUUCCGCAAGCAACUCCUGAGUCUUGAUAGAUGCCUGCAUGAGGCCACAGGAAAGUGGAUUGAUUGUCGAAGACUCUCACGGUGAGACAGCAAGAAGCAGCCCGCCAUACCUGAGAUAAGCAGCUCAAAGCCAGCAGUACAGACGUUGGAAGGUCCGUGGCCCCAUUCAGGGCCUAUCAGUAACCAAGACCAAGCAGUGCAUACAGGCAAAUGCCUCCCUCCAGCCCACUUCACCUUCCCACUGCAUGUCAUCUCCACACGAAUGCCAAAGAUAUUCAACUCUAGUAACGUGAAACUUCUGCUUCAUGGUGAAGUGGGAGAACAAAAAGCAGAGUGUAAUGUGAAGCUAGCUAACUGCAUAAACGAUGGAUGGGCAUUUUGUCUUUUUUUCUUGUUGCGGGGGAAGAGAGCAUAUAAAACGCAGGAGCUUGGCAUGGAGUUCACAAUCUGAAUGUGAAACAAGGGCUGGGGACACCUCGCUGGAUAUUGAACCCUCACAUCGUGACUUCAAUAAAUACGAACUUCAGCCAGCUGACAGGCAAUUUCAGUUUUAUGGGAUUCAAAAUCAACUUGGGUUACAGUCCUUGACCACGCCCUGCUGGUCACUGGCUUAACCCUAGUGACUUUGGACAAUUUGACAUGCUACACUGUACAAAGCAGAGGGAGACGUCUCCCCAUGGAGAGCUGGCAGACUUCGCAGCAACAUCAACCCACAUAGGCCACUUAUUAGCUUGUCUCUGGUUUCACAAGGCUGAUUCUAUCAGCUCUUAGGAGAGAGAGGAUUCACUGAGACACCAGAGAUAUACUGGAACUUUAGAAAUCCAGAAGCAUCAACAGAAUGGACAUUUGGGGUUUAAAUACUAAAGGAGCUACUUGGAAAGCCACGACAUCCCAGAGAACAGGAAUCAGACAAGUGGGAAACCACGAUACUUCAGUUACUGGCAUUAGGACAAAGACUCCCAACUGGCUUUCCCUUGGUAUCGUCAAAGGGUCCCUCAUCUCUAGGACAGCAGUAUGUUCCUUUGACAGGUGGUGGUCAAUAUAGGAUAUAGGAGGACCCCUGACAUCCCAUUCUACCACUCACACAGUGAUAGAGAAACCCCAACGGUUCCUCAACACACGUUACUUUCCUCCACUCCCAUCAAAUCUGCAGAUGCUAUCAAUGCUUCAUUAAAUCUGAAGUAAAAGCAA